Molecule: messenger RNA, 2877 nt
Organism: Phaeoacremonium minimum UCRPA7
Lineage: Eukaryota; Fungi; Ascomycota; Sordariomycetes; Togniniales; Togniniaceae
Product: putative 3-dehydroshikimate dehydratase protein
Exons: 1
Coding region: 1-2877 (958 amino acids)
Biological process (GO): telomere maintenance
Cellular component (GO): chromosome, telomeric region
Molecular function (GO): DNA binding
Source: RefSeq, a predicted model, not a curated record
AUGGAUUACGAGCAUGCUGUGGCCCACAUCGACGUCGAUGCGCCUAUACCAGCACAGGACGGCCAUCAUGCAAUCAAGGAGGAUUUGCGUUCGAAUGGAAGCGAGCCGGACGAAGAGACUCUUGCCGAAAAUGAUCAGGAGUCAGAGGAGCUGCGCGCUCAAGCAGCGUCAGACCAGCCUUUGUAUCGGCAAGGAGAGAUAGAAGAGCCAGCUUUGGUUGGACCUGAAAACGAUCUACAAGAGGAAGAAGACGACAUAAGUAGCGAAGAAGAAGCAGAUUAUGACGAGGAUCAGGUCGGAGAUGACUAUGAUAUGAGAAACUAUGCUGAUGUUGAAGAUGAUGAGGAGGGUUUCGAAUCCCAGGAAGAAAACGGACCACAUCCGGAUGAAGAGCUGAUAGAUGAGGACGGAGAAGGGAGCUAUGACGAAGAUGAAGAAGGCAGUUAUGAUGAAGAUGAGGAAGAGGAUGAAGAGGACGAUGAUAGAGGGCCGCAACGUAUGCCUCUCUACUACGCAGCUCCCUCUCGAGGUCCACCUCCUCCUGCGCAAAGUAGCGGUCCCGUGGUCAUUGACCUGAUAUCAGACUCGGAGGAUGAGGAUGACAACAAGCCAACUGCAAUUAACUCCAGGGAUCAAUAUGACACCCCGGCAGGGAUUGGAGCCCGUGUGGAAGGACAUGGAACUUCGCCGACCGCAAACUUCCAACCACAGAGUCAAUCAUUACCCGCCGCCAACGAAACUUCACACGUCAACGCAGACCUGAAGGAAGAAUCACCAUCCUACGAUGUUGAGCCAGAAAGCGGCAGCGAAGCAGAUGAAGAUGCUGAAGGAAGUGGCGCUUCUGGACAGAGCGACCAGGAGUAUGACUCUGCUGAUGGGGACGAACUUGAAGAGGACGAGGAAGAGGCAGAGGAAGACGAGGAGAUCGUCAUUGUCGAGGAGACACGGGUUGAUAUGGAAGCAGAAUUGCUCCCGUCAACGUCCAUUGCCUUGUCAACUGAAGCUGAAGCAUAUGCGCAUCCAGUGACGAAAGAUUCAUCUGAACAUAUCAUCCAAACUUCCACCAGUCCACAGCAUUUUUCGUCACAAAAUGCGACGAUCUCACACGAGGAAACGGGUCAGCAGCAGCAAGACACUGCUGAUGUAGAGCAGGAUAUACUCAUGGCAGAUAGUGCACAGGGUUAUGCGGAUUCCCAAGUCACGGAGCAUCAUCCAGAAGUUCUUCAAGAUGUAGCCAUGGCAGACGGGACUGCAAUGGCUCAGCAGACCGUUGAACUGGGUUUAGAUAUGGCACAGGAGGUACAAGAUGCCAGCUUGAUGAUACGUACUUAUGAUAGGGCACAGGACGAUGAUCAAGUUUUGCCUUCAUCCCCUCCCAUGACGCAGCAAUUUGCGUCACAAGUCAUAUCGAAGGAAGAUUUCAUCCCGACAGACUUCGGAUCAAGUCAGCCGACAAGAGACGAUGAUCGCGAUCAAUUGCCUACACCGAGUGAGACUCAGCUUCCCGACAACCGAGACUCCUCGCCACCUUUGGAAGAAGAGAAAGUUGAGCUGCAAGUGAUAGAUGAGGUGACAACAUCGCCAGAAUACAAUCUACAGCCGCCAGCAGAGAUGGUUCCAGGUCUAAGUGAUAUUGCUGAGGAAGACAUGUCUGUGGUCGAACCAACCCAGCAUGUGGCAAUAUCUGAGCCACAAUACAGCUCCGAAAGCGUCACAUUGGCAGUAAUUGAAGAGCAUCAAGAAGCAACUGCCGCGGACAUGGAAAUGACCGGUGAAAUCAUUCAGUCAGCGAAUGCAAAGGAUGGCCAGGACCAACAAAUGCUUAACGAGGCCCUGGAGAACACAGACGCGGUUGGUGCGAAACAAUCACCGCCUCCUGACGAAGGGGCAAUCCAUGUGUCAAAAGAGAAGACACCUGUGCCAGAAACCCAAUCAACCACAGAGAGCCAUGACUGGUCUGAAAACCCGAAGGGCUUGGCAGCUGCUCCCUCAUCUGUUUCACAGAAGGUAGAGGACCAAGACGCGCGUGAACCUGUAGAAGCCGUACAAGUUCAGACUGAAGGUAAGGCUGAGCAGGACGGACCUGCAGCUGGUACGAGACGGCUUCGGUCACGCGCAGCACCACCACCGCCUGUAGAUCCCAGUAUCCAACUUGCCCGAGCUGCUAUUUCCUCAAAGCGCGGGAAACGGGCAACAGAACAACCUCCUAUCAGUCCCAGAACAACUCGUACUAGGUCUAUGAGUUUUCGGAAAAGCGCCACGCCAGAGGCAGACGACAACAGUGUGCAACUUGCGAGGGCCGCCUUGAAGUCGCCUUCGAAGCGGAAGCAUGAGCCGCUCGCUGAGCAACUCAAGUCUGAUCUGUCUAAGAGACUACCGGUUGAGAUGCCCGACUGCAUAUCUCUCAAGCUUCUGUGGUCCCACCACAACAAGGAGCUCGACGUUGCAGCCGUGGCUACAACGAAGUCAACUGACCCGUCGAGGGCCAAAGGCGGCCCGAGGCAGUACAUCAUGUCAUUCAACGUCACCGAUCCAUCAAUAGCGCCCUCCGAGGUUGUGGAAGUCCACUUCUUCCGCGCGCACAAGGACUUCCUGCCCAUCAUCAAGCCGGGCGAUGCCGUCCUGCUGCGCAACUUCACCGUCACUCCGCUGAAGGACAAAGGCUUCGGACUGCGCAGCCACGACGACUCGAGCUGGGCGGUCUUCGAUAAGAACGACGGCCUGGCCCAGAUCCGCGGGCCGCCGAUCGAGCUCAAUGACGAGGAGGUCGACUACAUGGCCACGCUGAAGAAGUGGUACGCGGCUCUGGACAAAGCGGCUCAGUCGCAGUUGGAAAAAGCAAACCAGAAAUUUGCGGAGGUGAAUCGUGCAAAAUAG